AUGAGUGAUCUAGAGGUGCAUCCUCAGCAAAGCAAGGAAACGUUCGCAACAGCAGAAGCCUCGAGCUCCCGCGGGCAAAGACUACUCCGCGUAUCCUCGAGAUCGUCAUCGCAGAAGAUUGAGCCAUCGCCAACCACGACAGGGCUUAGCGGGGCAACAGCAAGUGGUUCGAGAGAUAGCAUCGGGGGUAUUUCAAAGAGAUCGAGAGGCAGCAUGUCGGGACGUCGCCGAAAUGGGAGCGCGUCUAGUAACCGCUCCGGGGCUGGCACAACGGGCACAUCGGGACCGAAUUCCCCUGCCGGAGCCGCUCCCAGGCGCAAGAAGGGUGGUCUUCUUUCACUGCUAGGCUGCUGUGGAGUGCCUGACAAUGCGAACACUCUGGAGGGUGGAGAGGAGCCAGUGCCUUCGCACAAGCUUGACAAGAUACCCCAACGCCAGUUGACUUCGAGCCGAAGGACGAUAACUCCGUCCGACCAGACCACGGGCAGCAAGACGCAAGUCUCCGAGAAGGAACCGCAGACGGCUCCGGCAGAAUCUACGCAGGAUGCUUCGAAAACAACAAAGCGCGUGUCCGGAUCCACCGCCCAAGAUCAGUCGACUCUGGGCGAUCGGGAGUCUGAAUCAAAGCAGACUACACUUGGGGGACAGACAGGACCCAGCAUCACGGUAAACCCACCGGUUGUCGAAACGCACGAAGCCGGUGAGCCAUCAGAGCCAGUCUCUGGAAAGGAUGUUGAUGGCGAUGUGGAAAUGGCAGAUGCAGGCGCCGGAGAUGAAGCAGCGCAAACAAGUACAGCAUCGGAGGAACAAUAUCAGAAACAGGUUCCCCCACCUCCUCCAGGGCCUGUACCGGACGCAAGCCAACCUCUGCCUUCGCAGACAGAGGUCGCAGUGGCGGCUCCAGAGCCGGUUCCCGAGCAGAAAUGGCUUCUUCCUCCUAUCCAACCACAGCACAAAGGCCGCAAAUGCUUGGUCCUUGAUCUGGACGAGACACUAGUUCACUCUUCCUUCAAGAUUCUGCACCAGGCCGAUUUCACGAUACCGGUAGAGAUCGAGGGCAACUAUCAUAACGUUUAUGUUAUCAAGAGGCCCGGCGUCGACCAAUUUAUGAAGAGAGUCGGAGAGCUUUACGAAGUAGUUGUUUUCACAGCAUCAGUCUCUAAGUAUGGCGACCCAUUACUCGAUCAGCUCGACAUACACAAGGUGGUUCACCAUCGUCUUUUCCGAGAGAGCUGUUACAACCACCAGGGAAACUACGUCAAGGACCUAUCGCAAGUCGGUCGUGAUCUGAAGGACACCAUCAUUAUUGAUAACUCACCGACCUCGUACAUUUUCCAUCCUCAACAUGCCGUGCCGAUCAGCAGUUGGUUCUCCGAUGCGCAUGACAACGAGCUACUGGACCUCAUACCCGUCCUUGAAGAUUUGGCAACUUCGGAUGUGCGCGACGUUAGCUUAGUCCUCGAUGUUACCCUGUAA
Pestalotiopsis fici W106-1 is the source of this 1476-nucleotide messenger RNA. RefSeq lists its product as uncharacterized. NCBI's taxonomy places the organism in Eukaryota, Fungi, Ascomycota, Sordariomycetes, Amphisphaeriales, Sporocadaceae. Gene Ontology annotation, cellular component: plasma membrane. The record is from RefSeq and is a predicted model, not a curated record. Bases 1 to 1476 code for a protein of 491 amino acids. Gene Ontology annotation, molecular function: phosphoprotein phosphatase activity. The transcript is spliced from 3 exons.